UUUCUCGCUCUGACUGCUGGCUUCUCCUCCCUCGGCCUUUUCGCGAAGCCGAGUCUCCCGGCUUUCGGGGAGCAGAGAGCGCCAGACAUGGAUCACCGGGGCGGAAAGGCCACGAGGACAGCUUCAAAGGCCGCGACCGCUACCUCCAAGAUUUCGGCUCAGGGAGUGAAGAGUCUCCGGGAGGAGCCCAUCGAAUCUCCGUCCGCCCCUGGGGCUACCCGACCCAACUCACGGAAGUGCGGCGCAGUCGGGGCAUCGGGAUCCCUGCAGAGGAGGAGCACCCCCGGCUCCCCGGAGAGACCCCAGGUACGCGCGCGGGGUGCCCGCGCCAAAAAGGCGCUUCUGGACGCUGAGGACGCGGUGGAGGGGCAGGCGGUUCCGGCGGCGAAGCUGGGGCCUCCGGCGGCGGGGCCGCCCCUUUCCAGGGCUAGUUCUCGCCGCAGGGGCAGCGCGCGCGCCGCUGGGGAGCAGAGACCCCCGCCAGAGCCCACGGAGUUUCCCAGCCCUGGCCCGCUAGUUUCAGCUUCGGGGGCGGCGCCCGGCGGCUGGAAUCCCCGGGCGGUGCUAGACAAAUUGAGGCUGAGGCGCCAGGAAAUCUCAUUGGCGGCUGAGACUGUGAACAAGGUUGUGGACCACCUGCUGCGGGGCUUGAAGAGCUGUGAUUCCGAAUUCAAAGACGUCGGGCUGCUGCGCACCGGAAGCUACUACGAGCAUGUGAAGAUUUCUGCUCCUAAUGAAUUUGAUAUUAUGUUCAAACUGGAGGUCUCCAGAAUUCAGCUAGAAGAGUAUCGCAACAGUGGUGCAUAUUACUUUGUGAAGUUCAAAAGAAAUCCUAAAGGAAAUCCUCUGAGUCCGUUUUUAGAAGGGGAAAUAUUAUCAGCUUCUAAGAUGCUGUUGAAGUUUAGGAAAAUCAUUAAGAAAGAAAUUGAAAACAUUGAAGAUGUCAUUGUCCAGAGGAAGAAGAGAGGGAGUCCUGCUGUAACACUUCUUAUUAGAAAACCUAAAGAAAUAUCUGUGGAUAUAACCCUGGCUUUGGAGUUAAACACCAGCUGGCCUGCUAGCACCAAGAAUGGCCUGCCAGUCACGGACUGGCUUGGAACAAAAGUUAGAAGCAGUCUAAGACAGCAGCCAUUUUACCUGGUCCCCAAGCAUGCAAAGGAAGGAAAUGGUUUUCAAGAAGAAACGUGGCGGCUAUCUUUCUCUCACAUUGAAAAGGACAUUUUGAAAAGUCAUGGACAAUCUAAAACAUGCUGUGAAAUUAAUGGGAUGAAGUGUUGCAGGAAAGAUUGUCUAAAACUAAUGAAAUAUCUUUUAGAACAAUUGAAAAUAAAGUUUGAAAACCGAAAGGAACUGGAUAAGUUCUCCUCUUACCAUGUGAAAACUGCCUUCUUUCAUGUAUGUACCCAGGAGUCACAAGACAGUCACUGGCACACUAGAGACCUGGAGCUCUGUUUUGAUAACUGUGUGGCAUACUUUCUUCAGUGCCUCAAGAUAGAACAUCUUGAGCAUUAUUUUAUUCCUGGAUUCAAUCUAUUCUCUCGGGACCAAAUUGACAAAAUAAGUAAAGAAUUUCUGUCACAGGAAAUUGAAUAUGAGAGAAACAAUGGAUUUCCAGUUUUUCAUAAACUUUGAAAUUAUAUUUUUAAAAAGAAUCAAGAAUUAGAGUGACUUUAUAAUAUUGCAGUGUUUGAAAUUUGUCACAUUAAUGAUUAACUAAAAUGAAUGUAAAUCAUUUAACUCUUUUGUCUUAAUGAACUAUACUCAGUAUAAACAGAUUGAUUAUCCUAGGAAAGAGAUUAGUCAAGGAAUAAAGAAGCAAAAGGAGUAUUUACAAUAUAAAAGCUUUACUAGACUGGAAUGAAAAGGACAAAAUACUUACCACCUGAAUUAAAUUCAUCAAGCACUUAGUAAACACCACUUCUCACCUAGCACAAAUGUGUAGAAAUUUGCAAGAGACGUUAGAAAUGAUCAUUGCCUCCAUAAAAAUGGCAGACUUUGUUCAAUGCUCAAACAUAUUUGGAAGCAAUGUCUUGUCACAUAUGCCAGAAUCAGUAAGAAGGAAAUGAAAAGUCUACAUCAUCUCUACAUGUCUCAGGAAAUCCAUGUCAUAGCAAAAUAUAGAAUAAUGCACAUGGAUAAAUAUAAAACAUACAACUUACUUUUAUUAUAUUUAGUAACACUUUUAUAUAUAUUUCUGAAAAGGCAAUACAUGCAUAUGGUACAACACUCAAAGAAACAGGUACUUCCAUACCUGCUAUUUCCAAAUGUUACCCUUUCUCCUCUGUGCUCAGGCAGCAUUCAACUUAGAAGCAGCUGCUGUUUGUUAACUUUUUCCCAUUCAUGCAUUUUGCACAUUUUCUUAUUGGCUAUUUUACUGCUUUCUCAUUUUUUGUAGUUCUUUAUAUAUUUUGGAUACUUACGCUUUGUUGGUUGUCUGUGUAACAAAUAACUUCUCUCAUUGUGUGGACUGUCUUUACCAUUUUUGGUGUUUUAGUAAACAAGGUUUUAAAAUUUUAAUGUAGUUGAAUGUAUCAGUUUUCUCCUUUAUAGUCUGUGCAUUUUAUAUAUCCUGUUUAACAUACUAAGAGAAAAAUUAGACAUUUGGAGGAAAGUUUUGGGGACAGUAAAUCCUAAAUAAAUAGAAAACUAGACAAACAAAAAUCAAAACUACUUUUAAUUCCAGGAAGCAAAUGUGUGCAAGAAAAGUCUGAUUUGAUAAUAUUGCUCAGCUGUAAUUGUAUGUGAAGGCAAAGUAAUAUAACCAUUGACUAUCAGUGUCAUCAAAAUUAUGAUUAAGGAGGAUAAAGGAAUAGACUGAGUGCUUAUAUGGUGAUAGUGAGGUAGAGGGGUUGGAUUCUGUAGUUUCCUAUUGCUCCAUAACAAGUUACCACAAAUUUGGUGGCUUAAAAUAACACACAUUUAUUUCAGUGUUUGUUGAUCAAGAUUCUGAGCAUGGCUCAGCACAGGGUCUCACAAGGCCACAAUAAAGGUGUCAGCUGGGGCUGCUGUUUCAUCUGGGACCAGACCGAGAAGGAUCCACAUUUGUUGGCAGUAUUUAUGUAUUUACAUUGCUAAGGCUGAGGACUUCACUUUCUUUCUAUCAGCCAGAGGUUGCCCUUAGCUGCUAGGAACUGCCUACAGUUCCUCACCAUGUGAGUCUCCCAGCAUUGGCGGCCCACACAACAUGGCAAUUCACUUCAAAGCUCAAGGGAGGGACAGACUCCAGCAAGAGGCUGUGCUACUGUCUUAUUUAACGUAAUUCCAUACAUAUAAUCAUGUACACUCCAUCUCCUUUACCAUUCCACUUGGUUGGAAGCAAGUCACAGGUCCCACGCAUACUCAAGGGGAGGGGAAUCUCUCAAGAGUGCUGUGUCAGUUUAGCCAGCUAUACAGGUAGGAGACAACAGUCCCCACAAGACUAGCCUUACCUCUGACACCAGUUGCGGUUUCAGGAGAUUCCCAAAAGCAUUCUUAGGAUUGAUAAUUCACUGAAAAGACUCAGAAAACUCACUGAAGCAGCUACACUCGUGGUUACUGGUUGCAAUUUAUUACAGGGUAUAAAGAUACAGGUUAAAAUUAGUCAAGGGAAAAGCACUCAGCAGCGUCCAGGCGGAUACCAAACACAGAACUUCUAUUCUUUCCCUGUGGAGUAGUGGAUGCAUUAUUCUCUUGGCAUCCAUAUAUAUAAUACACAUGAAAUAUGGCCAACCAGGGAAGCUCACCUGGGCCAGAGUGUACAGAGUUUUUAUUGAAACUCCGUGGUCAACUCCCUACAUGUCUAACCUCAGAGUCCAACCACUGUGGAGGUCAAGCAUCAUGAUCCAAAGGCCCACCAUAAAUCACUUUGUUAGACUUUCUGGGCUGUUCCAAGGUCUUACUGAUUACCUUCCAGAAGUCAAUGGAAAAGGCAAGACCUCUGAGUUAGGUUUUUAACUUGAGUUAGGGCCAUAUCUUUAUUACCUAGAUAUAAAGCCCAGGAGGGUGAGGGUCAUGGAGCCACCCUAAGAGUAUAACCAAGGCUGAAUUAUUUCUUACAAUGGAAAAUCAGUAAAUAUCAAAUUUGAAAAACCUAGAAAAUGCAAUAUAAGUAUGUUAUUUAGAAACGGCUAAAAGAUGAAGUGGUUACAUCUUGGUAAUGGAAAAACGGGGGAAGGUGUGGGGACUUCUUUUUAAAAAUUAAGCCAUGCCCUUUGUAGCAACAUGGAUGGAA
This is a messenger RNA of Lynx canadensis (Canada lynx), 4210 nucleotides long. RefSeq names its product cyclic GMP-AMP synthase (gene CGAS). Gene Ontology annotation, cellular component: cytosol; site of double-strand break; nucleus. Gene Ontology annotation, molecular function: 2',3'-cyclic GMP-AMP synthase activity; chromatin binding; double-stranded DNA binding. Gene Ontology annotation, biological process: negative regulation of double-strand break repair via homologous recombination; positive regulation of type I interferon production; positive regulation of defense response to virus by host. The transcript has 5 exons. The coding region runs from base 88 to 1632 and encodes 514 amino acids. The record is from RefSeq and is a predicted model, not a curated record. NCBI's taxonomy places the organism in Eukaryota, Metazoa, Chordata, Mammalia, Carnivora, Felidae.